Messenger RNA from Acromyrmex echinatior (Panamanian leafcutter ant), 702 nucleotides. RefSeq names its product UPAR/Ly6 domain-containing protein cold. The record is from RefSeq and is a predicted model, not a curated record. Lineage: Eukaryota; Metazoa; Arthropoda; Insecta; Hymenoptera; Formicidae.
CAUCGAUUCAUCAGCUGCGUUUGAAGUGGUUUAAAGUAGCUCGUGUCUCGAUUGUUGUCCUGCGAUAAAUCGUGCCCGCGCUAUCUCUCCCGAGAUGCCGAAUUUUACAAAGUGGCAUUUCGCUCUAAUCAUUAUCACCUGCGUGUCACUCGGCCACGCCCUGGAGUGUUACGUUUGCACGGAUCAAGAAGGUAAUCAAGAAAAAUGCCUGAACACCAUCAAGACCUGCGAACCGGGACAAGAUACUUGCCUUACGGAGAUUAAAUGGGGCAGUACACCAUAUUGGUCUCAGGGAGCCAAGAAACAAUUUUAUGUCUCUAAAAGAUGUGCCUUUAAAAAAGAAUGUGAAAGACUACAGCGCAAUAAUAUGCCUGAUUGCACUCAUAUCUGGUAUCAGGAUUGGAAGUGUUCUUCUUGUUGUGGAGGCGAUAGGUGUAACUACUAUGUUAUUUCUGGUGAAAACGAAAGGAAAGUACAUAAUGGAAUAUUUGCCAUAACAAUCUUAAUUUCCUUGUUGGGUGCAUCAAGAUUUCAAUGACAGAAGUUCUGCAGAAAUGAUUAGCUAACGUUUUAGUCAGCUAAUAAAUCCAUUGAGCAUCUCAUUAUUGCAGACUGAAUACGUACAGACGCCUUUUUUAAAUGUAAUAAUUAAUGCAAGACAAUAUUAAGAUUGUACACGCAAGAUAGUUUUACAAUUUUACA